AUGGCUACCACAAAUACACUACGAACGAAUGAUAAUUAUGAAAGUGUCAUUUUUAUUUGGUUUAAUUCACAAGAACAAUCGAAUGUCAAUAUGGUUGGACCACUUCGUGCCAUUAACAAUAACGUACAAACGUUUACUGAAUCAUCAUCUUGCUUUGAAAUGAUACAAUCUUCAAAUGAGAAGAUCUUUUUUAUCUCAUCAUUGAAUAAUAAUCAAUUAAUUGCAACUGUUCAUGAUUUUCCUGCUGUCGAAGCGAUUUUUAUAUUGGAUCCAAAUGCAGGUGAUGUUAGAGGGCAUUUUCCUAAACUUUUUGGCAUAUUUACUCAGCAAGAAGAAUUACUCCGACUAGUUAAAGACGUUCUGGAUACUUUCGAGCAAGUUCAACUAGAAGAAUUCUCAUUUGAACAAGAUAAAAUAUUUCUCUGGUCACAAUUAUGGAAAGAAGAGUUAAUAAAUCGUAAAGUAUCGUCCAACAAAAAUGCACUAAUCGAAAUAACUCGACAAUAUUAUCGAGAUAAUUCGCGAAUCAUGGCCGUUAUUGAAGAGUUCGAUAAAUCAUAUCGACCUGCUGAAGUCAUCAAUUGGUGUUCUCGUUCUCCCUUUCCUGCACGUUUUCUUUUUCAUGCGCUACGUUCUCACAACAAAGUACAGCUUAAUGCAUGUCGAUUUCUAUUCGUAGAUGCAACACGUUUCUUUCGUCAACAUCUUAAACAGAAAUCUAGUGAUCAAGUGUAUCGUGGUAUGAAAUUAUCCGAUGCAGAACUUGACAAAUUCGAAGCACAUAUUGGUGAACUCGUUUGUACAAGUGGUUUUUUUCCUUGUACGAAACUAAGAACAAAUGCGUUGACACUUGCUUCAUUACCAACCUAUCGUCCAGAUCUUUCGUCUGUUUUAAUUAAAAUCGACUGUGAUGCAUCAUCUUUAUUCAAUGAAAUAUCGAAUAAACAAACGUCAUCGCUUAUUGUAUUUGAUCCUUGUAUGACAUUUCGUAUCGUUUAUGUUAAUCGAGGACCAAUGUCGGUUAUAAAAAUAAAAACAGCAGGUGACGCUGGCAAGAAAUUUGCUUUGGAAUAUAUGCAAAAUCAUAAGAGUGACACGAUAACAGCAGUACUCGAUGAGCUUCUCAGACCACCUACACCACCUCCGAAGCCACCCACUCCACCACCACCUCCAAAACCGCCCACUCCACCACCACCUCCAAAACCAGUCACUCCACCACCAGCUGAGAUAAUAAAUAUCACACCUUCAUUUAUAACUGCUGAAGAAACAAAAGCAGAACAAUAUGUGGAACAAGGAGAUAUUAAUUUGGCUUUGUCGACUUAUCAGCGUGUUCAACCUAUGACUGCUCGUAUACUCAAUAGGAUAGGCGACUUAUCCGCUGUAAAAAAAAGUGAUUACGAGUAUGCUUUGCAAUGCCAUCAACAAGCACUUAAAAUACAAAAAGAGUCUAAUGAAGAUAUCUCUGGUACUCUCGUUUAUAUUGGAAACGCUCAUCGUGGUCGUCGUGAAUAUGAUAUCGCUCUAAACUUUUAUACUCAAGCGCUUGAAUUACGUCAAAAUAAUCCGAGAACAAGUCCAGCAACUAUUGCCGCUAACUUUCUUAGUAUUAGCAAAGCUCAUUGGGCUCGUCGAGAAUAUCCUCAAGCGAUUGCAAAUGCAGAACAAGCAUUAGCGAUACAAGAAGCUCUCGUACCUCCACAGGAACCAGAGGUUGGUGUGACAUUAGCUUUGCUAGGCAAUUUUCACAGAGAUACUAGUGACUACACUAGUGCCUUGGAUUUAUGCACGCGUGCACUUGAUAUUUUUGAGCGUAUAUUAUCACCAUAUUCGCCUUUAACAGCUGGAGUUCUUUACCAACUAGGAAAAAUUCAUUUGAAUUUAGGAGCAUUAUUUGAUGCUCAGCAAAGUUUAGAACAAGCAAACAAAAUUUAUCGAAGAAUUGUGCCUGCAGGACAUCCAGACCGUGUGUCGGUGGAGAACGCACUUCAGCGUGUUAACCAAUUCUUGGAACAAAAUCAAGAUAAUCAAGGAGGAAAUAGCGUACUCUAA
Adineta steineri is the source of this 2049-nucleotide messenger RNA. The record is from the annotation of a GenBank genome assembly. NCBI's taxonomy places the organism in Eukaryota, Metazoa, Rotifera, Eurotatoria, Adinetida, Adinetidae.